This is a messenger RNA of Chara braunii, 3189 nucleotides long. The record is from the annotation of a GenBank genome assembly. Lineage: Eukaryota; Viridiplantae; Streptophyta; Charophyceae; Charales; Characeae.
ACCGGAGUGAAAGCCAGGUGGGUUUGACCGCAGGUGCUGGGCAUUUGGGUCUGGAUUGCAAGGAUUGUGGUUGCGAACGCUUCCGUCGGCCGUGGUAAUCUGGCUGGAACGAAGCGUAAGAUUAUGUAGUCCAUAGAGAGUCAGUCAGUCUUAAGUUAAGUAGGGGGACGUCUAAGUGGUGAGGAGUGGAACCGUUACUUGGUUGUGCAUCUAUCACCAUGGUUGACACGCGUACCGGAAAGAGCACCUCCCCUUACACAGCUGAAGAGGAGGCAAAGGCCGCCGCCAUCCUCAAAGAGAGAAGAGAGAAGAAGGAAGUCAAGAAAAAAACCUUGAUCGAGGAACAGGUGGCGAAGUUGAGAAAGAUUGAGGAGGAGAUGGCCAGAGAGACGGAGAGGCUAAAGAAAGAAGAGGAAGAGAAGUUAAAGGCGGUGGACGAGGAGGAUGAACAGGAGGUACCACUGGAAAGAAGAAGAAGGGAGCAAAGAAGGGAAUCCAGUGGUACACAAACUGAUCAGUUGGAGAAGAAGAUUUCAGAGUGGGUGGCCAAUUUGUCCCUAGGAGAAGAUGAGGAAGCAAUAAUGUAUGUGCCCAGGGAAGAACAGGAGGCGGCUAUGAAGGAGUGGGAGGCAGAAGAGGACCCACUCAAGCCACAGGUCAUAGAAGAUGAUAAGAGGAUGGAGUGGAAGUUCCACCUAACAAGAGAAAGGAAAGCGAGAAUGGAAGCAGUGAGUCAGGCGGCAAAAGAGUUGGAGGAGGUGAAAAAGCAGAGAGAGGAGUUUGCACGGGAAUUAGUGGGCGCGGUGGGCUUAGAGGUAAAAACCCGCCUGGAGAAUACGGAGCGUUUUUGCACAGGCGCCAUAGAAGGCGCCAGGGUGGCUGUGCCCAAGGGGGAAGAAGUACGCCCUCGUAGAGAGCCUGUCAAAGUCAAGUUUCCCGAUUCCUACAGUGGGAAGAGGGAGGAGAACUUUGACAACUGGGAGGCCAAUGUCAAAACCUAUGUGCACUUGCAAAUGGUCUCUCCAGAUGAGCACGUUUUAAUAGCCAUCCACGCCCUGAAAGAGGAAGCCGCCAAUUUUGCCCGUUCCCUGGUCCGUGCCGCAAAUUGCAACGACGAUUUGGUUGCUUAUUCUGCCUUCACUCCCCUUAGCGACUUUCUUAAGUUGCUGAGAGAACGGUUUGCAGACGUGACCCGUAGUGUCAAGGCGUCUGAUAAACUGCAAUCCAUCCACUCCCGCUUGUGGAAGAGUGCUAGGGCCCUUAAGGGGGUAAUGGAUGAGUUAGUUGCCGUCCCUGACCAUGGGGUCACUGAGACCCAACUGGUCAAUCUCUUCUACCACGCUAUGCCCGAACAGUUGCACGGACACUUCUUUGAAAAGAGUCAGCAACCUACCAUGACCUACGACGCUUUGAGCAGGGAAGUGGUAGCGUUUGAGGCAAAGUCCGCGUCGGUUUCCACUUUCUGGGACAAGGACCUGGACAAGGGAAAAAAGUGGAAGGGUCACACUAUCUCUGGACAGGUUAAGACCAAGGAUCGUUUGAUCCUUACGUUAGAUGAGGGUAGUGUCGACGAGGUCCCCUACGAGCAGAUAGAGUGCGGCCUAGAUGCGGAGCAAGAAGACAGUGGCACCAGUCAAAGGAGGACUUACGCUGUUGUCGUGGCCGGAGGGAGGCCGCAAGGWAGAGGAGGAGGCCAGGGCCAAGGGGGUCGGGCCUCAGGUGGCCGUUCCCAGGGCGAUCAGAGGGUUGGCGGUAGAGGAGGAAAUCGCCAAGCGGGAGGAAGGGGUCAAGGUCCCCCGCAAAACCGUUCUGGUAACCGUUCACCUAAUAGGGGUGUAGAUAACACCCUGGCACAUUGUUGUCUUAGUGCUCCUGCGUUUGCUCGAUUGGUGAAAAAGGAGAAAUUAGAGGAACAGGUCUUCGUAGUUUACGUCAGGCCUGUUAGUGAGCCUAAGGAAGAGAAACCCAUUGACCCAGCUAUUGCCAAGCUGUUGGAAGAGUUUAAGGACCUAGCAAAGCCGCCGACAGGAGUAGUGUCGCGGCCGAUCCAGCAUCGCAUAGAGAUAGAGCCUGGCAGUAGAACUCCCAAAGGAGCAGUGUACAGGAUGUCCCCGCGGGAGUUGGAGGAGUUGCGGAAGCAACUAGACGAGCUUCUAGAGAAGGGUUGGAUUAGGCCCAGUUCGUCUCCAUUUGGAGCACCAGUUUUGUUUGUCCCCAAGAAGGAGGGAGAGCUUAGAAUGUGUAUUGACUAUAGGGGUCUCAAUGCCAUUACAGGGAAGAAUGCAGAGUCGUUGCCCCGUAUAGAUGAUCUUUUAGACCGGGUGCAGGGAUGCAAAUAUUUCUCGAGCAUGGAUUUGAAGUUCGAAUAUCAUCAGAUAGAGGUCCACCCUGAUGAUCAGUACAAGACAAUUUUUCGGACUAGAUAUGGGCAUUACGAGUUUAUAGUGAUGCCCUUUGGACUAACCAAUGCACCAUCGACUUUUCAGCAUUGUAUGAACGACUUGUUCAGGCUGUGCUUAGAUAGGUUUGUAGUAGUUUACCUAAACGAUAUUCUAAUAUUUAGUAAGACCCUCCAAGAGCAUCAGGGUCAUCUGAGGCAGGUCUUGGAGAAGCUCAGAGAAGCUAACUUCAAGAUCAAUGCGGAGAAGUGUGAGUGGGCGAAGACCCAAGUAUUAUAUCUAGGCCAUGUCUUAGACGGAAACGACAUCAAACCCGAAGACAGCAAGAUCGCAACGAUUAGAGAUUGGCCUACACCCCGCACGUUGACAGAAUUGCAGUCGUUCCUAGGCCUAGCCAACUACUAUAGGAAGUUCGUGAGGAACUUCUCCACCAUCGCUGCACCCCUUUGCAGAUUGUUGAAGAAAGAAGCGAUCUAGAAGGGGGACAAGGACUGCACGUUUGCCUUGAAGAAGGUGGCGUUAAUAGAGUAUCCGAUCCUUAAGGUAGCCGAUCCGUCCUUACCUUUCGUCAUCACGACUGACGCGAGCCAGUACGGCAUAGGUGUUGUAUUACAGCAAGACGAUGGUCAUGGAUAUAGCCUAUAGAGUUCAUGUCUGCUAGGAUGCCUUCAGAGAAGGUAGCGACAUCUACCUAUGAGAGGGAACUCUACGCUCUCACGCAAACUCUAGAACAUUGGAAGCACUACUUGCUUGGGAGGCACUUUAAAGUCUACUCAGACCAUGAGACGUU